Oncorhynchus kisutch (coho salmon) is the source of this 1858-nucleotide messenger RNA. RefSeq names its product Fc receptor-like protein 5. Gene Ontology annotation, cellular component: cell-cell junction; membrane. Bases 49 to 1113 code for a protein of 354 amino acids. The record is from RefSeq and is a predicted model, not a curated record. NCBI's taxonomy places the organism in Eukaryota, Metazoa, Chordata, Actinopteri, Salmoniformes, Salmonidae. The transcript has 6 exons.
CUAACACACACAGACCCAGUCUGUAACAGGUGUAAUCACUCCUUCAGAAUGGCUUUGGUGGUGCUGAUAUCGCUUAUCCUCCCCUCUCUGGGGUUUGCAGGUGCUGACGAGGAGUGUGUGUACACUACUGUCGGGAAGACCAAGGUGAUUGACCAUGAUUAUCCGGGCCUGGAGUUGUUUGAACAGUCAUUCCACUUACGGUGGACCCAUGACUCUAAGAUAGUUUACGACAACAAGAAGAAUACUGCAAAGAAAUACCAGACCACAAAGAAUGGUUCUCUGUUACUGGAGAACCUACAGCUGGAUAACGCUGGGACGUAUCAGGCUACCAUCUACGACAACCUGGGAAAUCACAUGAAGUCUACUGUAACUCGCCUGUGUCUGCUCGUGCCUGUAUCUAAACCCCGUCUGACACACACCUGUGAUGGAACAUCUGUCACUCUGAGGUGUGACGUGGGGAACCCUGGGGUUGUGAACAUGGUGUGGCAACAUAACGGAAACACGCUGCCAGGACAGACAGGCGCUACUCUGACCAUAACCAAGGCAACGCUCAAACCUGAAGACAGUUAUGCGUGUACAGCGAGUAUUAAAACCAGUGAGGAGAAGAGUGAUGAUGUUCACCCUGAAUGUACAGUGGCUGUGUCUAAACCACGUCUGACACACACCUGUACUGACUCAUCUGUCACUCUGAGGUGUGAUGUGGGAAACCCUGUGAAUGUGAACGUGACAUGGAGCCGUAACAGAAACACACUGCCAGGACAGACAGGCGCUGCUCUGACCAUAACCAAGGCAACACUCAAACCUGAAGACAGUUAUGCGUGUACAGCGAGUAUUAAAGACAGCGAGGAGAAGAGUGAUGAUGUUCACCCUGAAUGUACAGAUGAUGAUUCCUCUCCAGUGCUCUUGUUUGGGAUGGAGCUAUGGCUGAUGGUGUUGAUUCUGGCUGGCGGAGGUGGUCUGCUCCUCAUCCUCAUCACCUUGGGGUGUGUCUGCAGGAGCCGCAGGCAGCACAAGAGACGCCUAGAAGAGGAGGAGGAGAUGAGACUGGCCCCCCUCACCCAUCCCACACGUCCACCACCAACAAAGGGCCCAAAGCUGACCCCGGCCCCAUAACAGAGCAGCGUCUCAGGCCACACCAAACUCCGGACCUCAAGUUUGACCCAGGUCUCCACAGCAAGCACCAGAUGAUGCUCAGACUCAGCCCAUACCAAUGCCCAGGUGGACAGGACCACGAAACCACAGGAAUUUGCGAUGUGUGUGUGUGUGUGUGUGUGUGUGUGUGUGUGUGUGUGUGUGUGUGUGUGUGUGUGUGUGUGUGUGUGUGUGUGUGUGUGUGUGUGUGUGUGUGUGUGUGUGUGUGUGUGUGUGUGUGUGUGUGUGUGUGUGUGUGUGUGUGUGUGUGUGUGUGUGUGUGUGUGUGUGUGUGUGUGUGUGUGUGUGUGUGUGUGUGUUUGUGUGCAAACAUUCACAAAUUCUUCUUAACCACAGCAACCCCUGGAGUCACAAAGUGGAAUCUGUCAGAUUUAUAUUCUUUCCUCAAAGUAACACAAACCUGACUUUAUUAGUACUGCAUCAGAAGUCACUAUCAUGACAUUUGGCAUCUAUAGCAUCAUAAUCAGGGAGCUAUAUUUUCUGAAAUUUUUCUGAUGAGAUGAAGAAGAAUAAAUAUCUUUGAUAUGUUGAAACAUAUAGUGCUUGUUCAUCGGAUGUGUUCCUAUGGGUAAUGUAAUUAGUACAUAUCUUGUGAGUUAUAGUCUGUGUAUUGUGUAGCUAUGUGGUUUGUACUGUAUGAUUGUUCCUGGGGUCCUCCUGUUCUAACUGAAUGUUCAGUAAACUGGCCGCUGUGGCUCAGCCUGUC